AACCUGGCACAACUCUCCUCGACCACCCUCGUCAAAAGAGUUCAUUGCCCCCGGCUGCAGCGCUGCAAUGGAUCACGAGAGUCUGCGCACCGCUUCCGCCUACCUCAACAACCUGCUGCUCGCCCGCGGCCUGCUGCGCAACAGCGAGGCCAUCGACUUCGUCAAGCCGUCCAAGGAAAGCCGGGCGCAAAUCAUUAAUCUCGUGCACGACCUGAUCCUACGGCAAGACCGAGACCGCGAUCAGCGAGAGCAUGUCGCCACCACCCUACGCUCACUGCGCGCCGAGGGCGAUCGGAAAACGCACGAGCUUCAACGACUGACCACCCAACACGAGGAGUCGGCGCGUUCUCUAGUUCAGGCACAAACCGCCGAGCGUACCGCCAAAGUCGAAGUGAAGAAGGUGGAAGGCGCACUAAAGACAUUGCAAGAGCAGGCCGCGAAGCUGAAGACCACGCUGGUGCAGGUCAAGGCGCAAUGCACCAACGACGUCCGCAAGCGCGACCUCGAAAUCGCCAAGCUGAAGACGCAUCUGCAGGGCCAGCAACGAGGCAACAAGGUCGGCAUGGCCGCGCCGAGUCUCACCAUCACCGGUGCCCCGCGCAAGCAGAACAUUGACGCGUCGAUGCACGAUCUUGGCGAUCCGGAGUACAGUUUGAAGCAAGAGACGACUGAAUUCCUGACGCAAUUGGGCCAGAGUCUGAGCGAUGAGAAUGACGGUCUCAUCACGCUGGUGCGAGGCGCUUUGGGCACGAUGAGGGAAUUGCUCGGCCUACCGGCGACUCACACUCAUCCUGAUAGCGCGGUGGGGAGCAUAUCAAGUGCUGAGGAGGGCAAGAAUGGUAGCCAAAUGCUGCACGCGCUGCCGACCUCGUACGACACUCUGGCGGCGGACAUGGAGACCACCAUUACUCAGCUGAAGACCGUCUUGACGAAUCCCAACUUCGUCUCUAUGGAGGAGGUGGAGGUGCGCGACGAGGAAAUCGUGCGGUUGCGCGAAGGUUGGGAGAGAAUGGAGCAGAGGUGGAAGGAUGUGCUGCUGAUGAUGGAAGGCUGGCGGCAGAAAAUGAACACGGGACACGCUAUCAACGUGGAGGACCUGAGGGUGGGCAUGGGUCUCGUAUCGCCGGAGCAUCUCAGGAGCGGCAUCCGUCGAGAAAGUGUGGUGGACUCAAGCUUUGUCAACGGUGACGUGAGCGAGAUCAAACUGCCGGAUGCGGGACAAGACUCGUCUUUUCUGCUUGAGCCGACGAGCAUCGGAAGAGUGAGUCCGAAGCGGAAGAGGGACGUUCUCGAGCCGCCCGAGUUCUUCGAUCUCCGGCCGUCGAGUCGCAAAUCUGUACCAGUCGCCCCUUCACCGGCACGUGAGCUCGCCGAAGAAGACUUUCUCCUCGAUGAAGAGUUCAGCGAGGUCGAGAGUCACGAAGACAAUAGUCUGCCGCGGAUGACGAUCGCGGAGAAGCUGGACGUUGCCCGCGCAGAGGCGGAGGAAGCCACGGCGGGUGUGACGCGUGAUUCAAUGGCGUACAAAAGCAAGCUUCCCCGCAGCACAGCUGGGACGAAUGGCGUUACGAAGGUGAAGGUCUCGUUUGGAUUGGACGGGGCAUUGGAUGCUGAGCAGGAUGAUACGCUCGGCAAGAUGAGCCCGAUGGCGAAGAAGACGAAGAUCCGAGGCAGACCGAAGCGGAGGAAGAGCACGUUGAGCCCGGAUGAGUUGGAAGAGCUGAUCAAGAGCACUGACGGUUAGCCGCUGAGGCUGCCUUGCUGGUUGCUGGUUGCUAGACAUCUUCACCCUCGUAUGCUGUACUACGCUCGACGAUCAAUCAGUGCCAUCUCGCUGACACCACCAUCGCUUUCGCCCGAGUAGUGCACGAGGUGUGGUGGGUGCGUGCCAACGAACGUGUCGACGAGCAAGACGUUCCCCGCCAAGUACAUAUGGUAUACAUGCACGACAUGCUCGACAUUCACCUC
Molecule: messenger RNA, 1968 nt
Organism: Neohortaea acidophila
Lineage: Eukaryota; Fungi; Ascomycota; Dothideomycetes; Mycosphaerellales; Teratosphaeriaceae
Product: Afadin and alpha-actinin-binding-domain-containing protein
Exons: 1
Coding region: 68-1744 (558 amino acids)
Source: RefSeq, a predicted model, not a curated record